Yarrowia lipolytica CLIB122 is the source of this 1410-nucleotide messenger RNA. Lineage: Eukaryota; Fungi; Ascomycota; Dipodascomycetes; Dipodascales. The record is from the annotation of a RefSeq genome assembly.
AUGUUAAUUUUAGCAAUAAUUAGUCUUAUCACUUUCGUGUCAAUGUCUAAGUUGUCUGACAAUAGAGCUAUUAUCAGAUUAAUUAAUAUCUAUCUAAUUUUAGUAUUAGUAUUAGAUAGUUUCUUAUAUCUUUUAUUCUUAAAUAAUCAAACUUAUACUGUAAUGGGUGAAUUAUUAAUAUUUAAUUCAUUUACUUUCUAUAUAGAUAUGUUAAUAUAUUUUAUUAUGAUUGUUAUAUCAAGUUUAUAUGGUUAUAAUUUAUAUAAUAAUAAUUUAUAUAAAACAUUAUUUGAACCUAAAAAAGAAUUAAUAAUAUUAUUUUUAAUAAAUAUAUUAGGUGCAUUAUUAAUAGUACAUUCUAAUGAUUUUAUUACAUUAUUUGUAGCUAUUGAACUACAAAGUUAUUCUAUUUAUUUAAUAACAGCUAUUUAUAAUAGUUCAUAUAAAGCUUCUAAAGCUUCAAUGUUAUAUUUCUUUAUGGGAGGUAUAUUAUCAAUAUUAAUAGCUUAUUCUAUAAAUACAUACUAUAGUGUUUUAAAUUCUUAUACUUUACAUUCAUUAGAUAGUCUUAUUAUAAAUACAUUAGAUUUAAAUUUAAUAUUAAUAGCUUUAUCAUUAGGUUUAUUAUUCAAAAUAGGUAUAGCACCAUUACAUAAAUGAUUAAUAUCUAUAUAUGAAAAUACACCUAUAUUAAUAACAAUUUAUAUUAGUUUAAUACCAAAAAUAAGUAUAUUAUCAUAUUUAGUAUUAUCAAAUAUUUCAAUAAAUUCAUUAGUAAUCUCUAUAUUAGCUAUCUUAACUUUAUUAGUUGGAUCAGUUGGUGGAUUAUUACAAAUAAAAAUAAAAAGAUUAUUAGCAUUUAGUGGUUUAACUAAUGCAGGUUAUAUGAUGUUAUUAUUAUUAUUAAAUAAUAACGAAUUCUCAUAUUUAUACUAUAUUACUCAAUAUAGUAUAUCUCAUUUAGCUAUAUUUAUGAUAAUAAUCUUUAGUAUAUAUUAUAUUAAUUAUAUUAAUAAUCAAUAUAAUCCUAUUAUAUAUGUAAAUCAAUUAAAAGGUUUAAUACAUGAUAAUGCUUAUUUAGUAUUAUCUAUGGCUAUAGUGGUAUUCUCAUUUAUAGGUAUACCACCAUUAUUAGGAUUCUUUGGUAAAUUAAAUAUAUUAAUGUCAAUAUUAAAUAAUGGAUAUUACUUUAUAUCAAUAGUUUUAAUAGUUGCUAGUUUAAUAUCUGCAUUAUAUUAUUUAUACUUAUUAAAUGUAAGUAUACAAGAUAAAAAUAAUAUACUAAUAAAUUCAAAUGAAACAGUAUCUUCAGUUUUAAGUUAUAUAUUAAGUUCAUUAAUUAUAUUAAUAACAUUUGGAUUUAUAUAUAACUCAUUAAUAAUAGAUAUAUUUAAUGUCUAUUUUAAUUAA